Molecule: messenger RNA, 1948 nt
Organism: Amphibalanus amphitrite
Lineage: Eukaryota; Metazoa; Arthropoda; Thecostraca; Balanomorpha; Balanidae
Exons: 6
Coding region: 273-1226 (317 amino acids)
Source: RefSeq, a predicted model, not a curated record
GGCUGCUCCACCGAGAGCCAUCUCGGACGGGCAGGCGGCCGGCCGGCCGUUGACCUCAGAAAUGGACCCGAUGGUCGCUGGAUGCUGCUCCGUGGUGCCGGGAAGAGGGAAGAGGGAGCAGUGGAGUGUCGACAACGGAUAGGAGGUAGGACGGACGAAGGAGGCAGAGAGGGAGGCAGUGAGAAAAAUAGUGAGAUAAGUGUCGGCAAAAAGUGAGCGACAGGAGGGAAUCCUUCUGGACCGCCAUCGGCGGUAUAUACAGCACUCCGAUCAUGACAACACCAGCAGUGUCUACCCACGCCCGGGAGGCUCUGCUGGUUCUGGUUAUAAUGGCCUGCCUCGCAUCAACAGGAGUUAUCGACAGCCAGUGGUGGCUCCCGCCCCGCGCCGACGACCCAGCGCUGGUGGCUCACGUGGCUGACCAGCUGAUACCUCCGAGCCAGGAGCCGUACAACCUCCAAUAUCCCAACAGGCAGCUGUUUGGUCAGACGCACCAGGUCCGCUUCAUCCAGGCCAUCACCAAAAACAAGACGGGCGGCUUUUUCAUCGAGACGGGCGCCUACGACGGUGAGCUGAUGUCAAACUCACUAGAGCUGGAGCGCUCUCUCGGCUGGCGGGGUCUACUGAUCGAGCCUGCCAGGGGGCUGUUCGCCACUAUGAUGACAAAACACCGCCGCUCGUGGGCGCUGCAGGCCUGCUGCAGUCAGACAGGAGCUCCCUUCCAGGCGAUGUUCCGAGACCAGGUCAAGUACGGUAUCGCCUCCGUGGAGGACGGCUUCUCGGCCCAGAAAGUCUCCAAUAAUAUCAAAAAGCACCUCCAUCCGAACGAGGCCAUCGUUCGAUACCCGGUGGACUGCUACCCGCUCUACACGAUAUUGCUGGCCAUGAACAUAACCACAGUGGAUUUCUUCAGCCUAGAUGUGGAGGGGCAGGAGAUGGGCGUCCUGGCCUAUCUGCCCUGGGAUAAGCUGAAUAUAAAGUUGGUGCUCGUCGAGUUCCACAUGGGUCACUUCUGGAACCCGCAUACCGACCAGAUACGCUGGUUCAUGGAGCAGCAGGGUUACCUGGCCUUCCACCUGACACAGGACUGGCUGUUCGUCAAGAGGGACUGUGAGUUCGCUCAGGAAGCGGACACUAUCCUGAGGAGGGUGAAGCAGGAGUUGGCUGGUGUGAUACCUGAGCCAGGGGACUAUCUUCACCAGGCCUUCAGUCCGUUCAAUGAUUGAAUUCGGGGGAGAGUUUAACCUCUGUGUUGGUGUGAUAUUAUUGCAGCUAAGGGCUAUGUUAUGUUGUGCGAUUCUUUUCAGGGAUGUGCGUAAGCUACUAAAUGAGUAAGUAAGUGAGCGCGAGAGUGAGCGAGACAGAGAAAGAGAGAAAAAGAGAAAGAGUAAGAGAAGGAGAGAAGGAUGCACGCAGGCCAGGGAGAGAGGAUGGGAAGGAAACAGGGCGAGGGAGGAACCGUUUAUGUUACCACUGAAAUCGCAACAGAACUGCAAUUGAAAUUGCAAAAGACUGACGCAUAUAUUACCUGUUAUGUUGGCAUGGUUUGUCAUUGUUAAAGAGGUGAAUGAACGCUAAGCGCUUAUACAUACCUAGAUGUGCCGGCUUUCACAACGCACAUGUAGGUCUGGUGUUAACCAGCGACCGGAAGGCCUUCAUGCAGCAGUGUUUCAUCACUCGACCACUCCGUGCCAACCUAUUUGUUAGGAUGUUUUUUAUUGCUUAUACCCAUGCUCUGAUUUCUUAACUCUGGAGCUUGCAUUGUUAUCAGAGUAAUCAGUAGUGCCAUGCCAUCCUGCAGAUUGCAAGUCUGAUGUAAUUCGACAUCUGCUUUAGCCGUUCUUCAUUAUGUUUGUUGCGCAAAAUGGGUAGAAGCAUUUUAUUCGUUUUCGUGAACUUGUGUGGUGCGUAAUGUUCUGAAAUAGACUGAAGUUCAUGACUGUGAAAA